Aspergillus lentulus is the source of this 2076-nucleotide messenger RNA. RefSeq names its product 2-5A-dependent ribonuclease. Lineage: Eukaryota; Fungi; Ascomycota; Eurotiomycetes; Eurotiales; Aspergillaceae. Gene Ontology annotation, molecular function: protein binding. The record is from RefSeq and is a predicted model, not a curated record.
AUGUCCAUGGACCCGGUCGACGAGCCAUCCAGAUGGGUGUGUCGACUCACGAGUUUCUUCGCGGCCAAGGACGCAGGCACAGACGUCAAAUCAUCCGGGACUGGGUUCAUGGUGAAUAUCCCAGGCUCGGCCAACUUCAGUAUCCUGACAGCUGCUCACAAUCUCCUUGAUGCCACACUUGGUAGCCCUAAAAGGGUCGAAGUCGUGUUUACCAAUGGGCUGGAAUUCCCUGUCUUUCCUGGCGAGUGGCACAUCUCGCACGUUUAUUCAAAAGAUCCCACAACUUCGGCCACUCACUCGUCCUCGCAUUUCGACUAUGGACUAAUUGUGACCGACCGCCAGAAGCAUCUCGAUGCGAAUCCCGAUUUCGGGGAUCCCGGCGCCUGUGGGAUUGAUAUCCUAAUGCGCGAAAUCGACCUCCUCCACAAGGAGGUUGCUGUACAUGGGUAUCCCCUGGGUACGCAUACGCAGCGGAUGAACUUGUCCUCGCUGGAUACAUUAGACGACCUCUCCCUUCACUACGACAAGGAUACGAUGGGUGGGGUGAGUGGCGGGCCUAUCUUCAUCUCAAAGGAUGGUCCCCAUACGGCGAUUGGGAUUCACAACUAUUACCGCCGAGCCACGCGUAUCACCCCGCGUGUCAUGCUCGAGAUACUUAGCUGGAUAGGUGACUAUCCUUUACACAGAACAUUCCGAGUUGACGGUCGAAAGGGUCUAGAGAUAUACCUCCAAGCAACCACCGGUUCUCGACCCAAUAUCAUUGCACGGCCGGGACUGUCAUUCUUCAAGGUAGUCCUCGCUUCGGCACCCAAGCCGGAAUCCGACCAGCAUUGCCACUACCUUAUCCUCCCACCACAGAGUUCGCCCCGACAAUUGAAGCCACUGCUGUUCCUAACUCUCCGCGCGGAUGAAACGCCACCCCGCCUCGUUUUCCAAGAACAGCCCCUAGACGCCCCGUCGCAGAUUCGGAUUGAUCUUCUUCCCAAUGGGCCGAAGAGUCAGUGGACCGCGCCCUCCUGGCCGGAUGCAAGCCGGUUGUUUUUGAAGGUCAAUCCCAAACGGCGGAAGGUAUACUGCAAGUAUGGCUGCAUUACCCCGGACGAUGAGGUCGUACCCCACGCAAGGCCCACGAAUUUGUGCAUGAAUCCAUAUCGUCCACCAAGUCAAAACGAUCCGAGUGUCAGCGAAAUUCCGGACCUGGAAGGACUGCCGCCGCUAUACCGUGCUGUGAGACGUCGGGACGGGGUGGAGGUAACCAAGCUGUUAGGGGAGGGCGCAGAUGCUAGAUUCAUUUGCGAAUGCGGCACGUCCGUCCUCUCCAAGGCUGCGGAGAAUGGCGACGUGAAUAUUUUGAAUGCUCUCGAAUCUUAUGGAGCGGCAAUCGACACUAUGAACCAUGACGGGGAGUCCCCUGAGAUGCUCGCGCAGCGAAACGGACAUGUGGGAGUCCUCGAUCGACUGGAGUUCCUCCGGUGCGAACAACUCGAAAAGCUUCUUAUGGCCGCUAGAAAGGGUGACCGCGACGAAAUAGGGGCCCUCAUAGAACGUGGGGUGCCACCAGAUAGGCGAAAUAUCUCGUCAGUCCAUGGGAGCCUGUUUCAGGGCUGGUCAGCUCUGGAGCUGGCUGCACGAUACGGUCACUAUGACUCUGUUCGCUUCCUUCUUCAAAAUGCAAAGGUGUCUGCGACGGAGGUCAAUUCAGCGGGAGUAACAGCGUUGCAUUAUGCUGCGCAAAACGGGCAUGAGUCGGUGGUUGAAUGUCUCUUGGAAUUUGGAGCAGAUGGAAAUGCUGCGGACGAAAACGACAUGACUCCGUUGCAUCAUGCAGCCGCUGAAGGGCACGUGGGUGUUAUUACACUACUCUGCUCCUGGAGUGGUAUUGAUAUUAAUGUACCCGGCCCAAAUAGAGCGACCCCCCUGAUGUUGGCAGCGGAGAAUGACAACAAGGAGGCGGUGCAACGAUUACUUGAGCAGUCUGCGGAUGCAACUCCCGUUGAUGGUGAUGGGCAAACAGCGUGGGACAUUGCAGAUAGUAUGGGAUGUAUCCAGAUCUGUGAUAUGUUGCCUUUUGGAUAG